This is a messenger RNA of Dendrobium catenatum, 1325 nucleotides long. Its product is annotated as S-adenosylmethionine decarboxylase proenzyme. Gene Ontology annotation, cellular component: cytosol. NCBI's taxonomy places the organism in Eukaryota, Viridiplantae, Streptophyta, Magnoliopsida, Asparagales, Orchidaceae. Bases 164 to 1270 code for a protein of 368 amino acids. Gene Ontology annotation, molecular function: adenosylmethionine decarboxylase activity. Gene Ontology annotation, biological process: spermine biosynthetic process; spermidine biosynthetic process. The record is from RefSeq and is a predicted model, not a curated record. The transcript has a single exon.
GAUAUCAUUUGGAUGCUCCCUCCAGUAGUGUAGGAUUUCCCUUGCUUUUGCUUUGAUACUUCUGGUUUGCAGCUCACCAAUAAACCACACCGAACUCUUUCAACUUCUCCUCUGUUUUCUUACUCUCUCUUCUUGCAUCCUCUGCCUGUCCAUCAAACUGGACAUGAUGGCCUGCUCUCCAAUUGGGUUCGAAGGCUAUGAAAAACGCCUUGAGAUAACCUUCUCAGAAGCCUCUCUGUUUGUUGAUCCUCACGGCUAUGGCCUGCGCGCCCUCACUCGCCCUCAGAUUGAUUCAAUCUUAGAGCCUGCAAAGUGCACCAUUGUUUCACAGCUUUCCAACAAGGACUUUGACUCCUAUGUUCUGUCGGAAUCUAGCCUCUUUGUGUACCCAUGCAAGAUGAUUCUAAAAACCUGCGGGACUACAAGGCUCUUACUGUCGAUUCCUGUGAUUCUUGAUCUUGCUGCUGAGCUUUCACUCUCUGUUACAGCAGUGAAGUACUCCAGAGGAAGCUUCAUAUUUCCUGGAGCUCAGCCUGCUCCUCACCGCAGCUUCUCUGAAGAGGUUGCUGUUCUUAACCAAUACUUUGGUUGCCUUGCCUCUGGUGUGAAUGCUUAUGUUAUUGGCAACCCUGCACUGCCGAACCUCAACUGGCAUGUCUAUUAUGCUACCGAGAAGCCUGAGCAACCAAUGGUGACAGUUGAAAUGUGCAUGACUGGAUUGAACAGUGAAAGGGCAUCCAUAUUCUUCAAGAAUUCUGUCCUUGGACAUGAAUCAUCUGCAAAAGAGAUGACCAAAAGAUCUGGAAUUCGCGAUAUCAUCCCUGAAAUGAAAAUAUGUGACUUUGAGUUCGACCCCUGCGGGUACUCAAUGAAUGGCAUCAACAACCAGGCCCUUUCUACCAUACAUGUUACACCUGAGGAUGGGUUCAGUUAUGCAAGCUAUGAAGCUAUGGGGUUUGAACCUAGUGCAAUCAGUUAUAGACAUCUCAUUGAGAGGGUGCUGAGGUGCUUUGAACCUGUGAAUUUCUCUGUUGCCGUCACCAUCUUUGGUGGACGCCCCUUUGCCUGUUCUUAUGGUCAAAAGGUUUGUGUUGAUGGGUACAAUUGCAAGGAUCUUGUUCAACAAGAACUCUCAGGUGGAGGACUGCUUUUGUAUCAGAGUUUCAAGGCUUCUACUGAUGGUUCAGCCUCUCCAAGAUCCAUUCUCUAUUGCUGGGAGGCAGAGGAUGAAGAGGAGAACAGUGUGAAGUGCAAGGAGAAGUUUUUCUGAGUUUAUGGUGGUAUAUUGGUGAAUGACUCGUUAUUUUUGUGCUUCUGCUUUGUUA